Messenger RNA from Musca vetustissima, 1326 nucleotides. Its product is annotated as solute carrier family 22 member 3-like. The coding region runs from base 1 to 1326 and encodes 441 amino acids. Gene Ontology annotation, molecular function: transmembrane transporter activity. The transcript is spliced from 6 exons. The record is from RefSeq and is a predicted model, not a curated record. Gene Ontology annotation, biological process: transmembrane transport. Lineage: Eukaryota; Metazoa; Arthropoda; Insecta; Diptera; Muscidae.
AUGUCACAUGAAGAGGAUAUAGUCCACAGUGUAACGGGGAAUUUCGGGCGAUGGCAGUUACGCACCAUAAUCUUAGUGUUUUUGUGUAAAAUCCCCACCUCCUGGUUCAUGGCCUGUGUCAUUUACACAGCACCAGUUCCACAAAAAACGGAUUAUUAUUGUAAACCCUCAUUGAAUAAUAUUCCGUUAGAGGGAAAUAUUACCCACGUCCACCCCGAGGAAUGGAUACACAAAUCCUAUCCCGCACGUGAAUAUCAACAGAAAACCGAUCGUGAAUUUCACAUCGAUCAGUGUUAUAUACGUAAACCCUCGUCGGCAGAGCUAUCGAAUUACACAAAUCCCUUUGAUGAGCCUCAGCAAGAUCAAAAUUCCGAUUCAAUUGUACCCUGUGAUCAUUUUGAACAUAUUUCGGAAUAUAAAUCACUGAUAACGGAAUUUGAUUUGGUCUGCUCGCGACAGCUGUUGGUAUCCGUUACGCAGUCGUUUCAUGCCCUGGGAGCUUUGAUCGGUGGAUUUUUGGCAGUGAAGUCGUUGAGAAUAGUUAGUCCCAAACGGCUGAUGUUGUAUGGCAUGAUCGGCCAAAUCAUCUGUGGCAAUAUGACGGGACUGGUAUCCACGUUUGUUCUGCAUGUCUACUAUCGCUGUUUGACAUCGAUAUUUUGUGCCUUCAUGUAUACAUCGGGACAAUUGAUAUUGUCCGACAUCACCGCAGGCAAGGCACGAACAAUGACCAUAAUUCUCUCCGAAUUAUUCUCUUCGAUUGGUUUGAUACUACUACCGGGUAUAUCGAUAUUCUUCGAUAGCUGGAGUCAUUUAUAUGUGGCCAUAUCGUCGUCCCUAUUAUUGUUGGUGAUACCACAUAGAUGGAUAGCCGACAGUCCUCGCUGGCUACUCCAACAUCAAAAAAUCGAUAAGACCCUGACACUCCUUCUCGAAUCGGCAGCAUUUAAUAAUCGUUCAAUACCCUUAGAUAUGGAACAACGUCUCGAACAUUUAGCCACCGAAUUGCAAAAGAAACCAACGUCCACCUUUUGGUCAUUGUGGGAUGGUAAAUCCCCAAGACUUUUUAUCAUCCUAAUACAUUGGGCUUGGGCCGUCUCUGUAGUUAUCUAUAGCGUUAUGGUGGUAAUGAUACGUUUUGUGGAUACGACACAAUUGCAUGUCAAUACUUCGUGUUUGGGUUUUGCUGAAAUGUUGGGAAUAUUUUUGGGACUCUAUUUGACCCUUUAUACCCGACAUAGGUGGCUGUGGUCUGGAUAUUUGAUGUUGUUUGCUGGAGGCAUUACAUAUCUGAUUUGGUUUAUACCGGAUUCAAAUCAUCCAUGA